Molecule: messenger RNA, 7653 nt
Organism: Aedes aegypti (yellow fever mosquito)
Lineage: Eukaryota; Metazoa; Arthropoda; Insecta; Diptera; Culicidae
Product: breast carcinoma-amplified sequence 3 homolog
Exons: 8
Coding region: 1152-6092 (1646 amino acids)
Biological process (GO): autophagy; response to starvation
Cellular component (GO): cytoplasm
Molecular function (GO): protein binding
Source: RefSeq, a predicted model, not a curated record
GCAAUCAGAAAGCCAAUCUGUAAAGACCAUUCGUUUUUUUCUUACAAGAAUCAAUUAUAAUAAUUCAAUUUCAAGAAGCUGAUUAACAACUUUAUGCAUUCGUCCAUAGUUAGAUAAUUAGAAAUUCAAGAUAUUGUUAUUCCAUUAAGUAUUAAUAAUAGGAAACCGCGCAGUAUAUCCAAAUUUAAGUACAGCUGCGAAAGCUGCUACGCACUAGUAGAAAUUUUGCAAAUCAAACCUGUCGAACAUUAUUAGCACGGUGUAAAGUGACUAAAAAGGUGAUUUUCCCCAAAAACAAAGGAAAAUAAGUGUGCGUACUACGCAUAGUAAGAGUGACUGUUUUAUGUGAAGUGAAAAACUUGACCCUUGAAAUAGGUAACACAUAAUAGAAUAAUCUAAGUCUGAAAUCCAAACAACUUUCGAGUGUUAUUGGACGAUUCCGAUGUGGGUGUAGUUAAAAUACGAAGAAGGUGAAAAAGGGCGAUUGAUAAAGAGGCGCAAGGAAAGAGAAGUGAUAGUUGUAGUUCUCGGAAACUUAUAAGUGCAAUUCUACGAGAGAAAUCAGGGAGAGAUUCGCAACAACAAAAAUACGUACGCAGUCGUAAAUUCAAAACAACAACAAAAUAAUUUUCAAUCCAGAUAUCCAAUAGGAGAAGAAAAAUCAGUUCAAAGGCUACUACUGUGAAGGCACUUCCGUGGGCGUCUUGGAACAAGGAAAAGGGAUCCAUUCCGGAAGCUAUUGGGUGCGGCGCACAAGGCACACAGGAAGUGGAGGUUUUACGAGGAUUCGAGUGAGUGUUCUGGGAUUCGCGAAUCAAGGGAGGUGCCCUUGACUGAAAGAAAAGUGGAUUAGCGGAGAAAAUCAGAACGCCAUUGUUGUCUACUUGGAUUUUUCUGGAAAAUUUGUGCUCGUCAAAGUUUUUCCAGUGGAGAAAAGUGCCUGAGAAGUGUUUUCAAAGUGGUAACCUACGAACGUCCGAAAACCAGGAGGAGUGACCAACUUUUCGUAUCGAGGAAAAAUCAACUUGUACAAAAACGAUGACGCAGUUUUUGUUUUGAUCAAUUUCAUCUUUUUUCACUGCUUUUUCCUACAAAACAACAGAGAAAAAAUAUGAAUAUUGAGUUCGCAGUAACAGAAAUCGCUACUGAAAAUGUCCGCCGAUUCCCAGCGACGAUCAGCGCCCGGCAGCAGUGGAUCUGCGACGGCCGCGCGCUGUAUGCCGGCGAUUGUUCCACCGCAGGCCGUUAGUGAUCGGUCGAUCAUCGACAGUGUGGCCGGAUUCAUCAACGAUGUAGCGCUGCAGACCCAAACGCCGCAAGGCGAUGGUAAGGAUCACAUCCUAUGGGCACGAUUUGAGAGCACUGCCGACAUCAGCGAUCCCUGUCUCGGGGACGACUGGGAGCUGGAAGGGGGCAUCGCUCCACCACUCCUGCUGAUUCUGGGCUACGUCAACGGGAUUCAGGUAUGGAUCAUCCCAGCGAAUGGCGAAGCAAUUGAGGUGCUCUCGUGGCGUCAUGGCAGUGUGAAGUGCUUGCGAGUUUUGCCAACUCCUACCUUCGGAGAUGGCGAAUCGGCUACUGAACCCAACGACCAGUUCAUCCAUAAGCGACCGCUUAUUGCUCUGUGUGACUCAGCCUCAAGUGGAGUCGUUGGAAGCAGUGGGGGCAUGUCGAGCGGUAAUCAGUCACAGUACUGCUCGAUCAACUUCAUAUCAUUGAAGGACGGCGAGAACGUGAAGAGUAUCAAGUUCAAGAAUCCGAUAGUGGACAUUCUCGCGAAUCGAUCAUCGGUGGUAGUGAGCUUUCCGGAGCGGAUUGCUAUCUUCGAUGCUCGCACGCUUGAAGAUCGGCUAACGGUUACCACGUGCCAUCCAAGUCCCGGGUUGAACCCAAAUCCGAUUGCGCAGGGUCCUCGCUGGAUUGCGUAUGCCGAGAAGAAGUUGGUGCAAUCCAAACGGUCUAGUGGAGGCUGUGAUGGGGAUGGGGUCACUAGUUAUACGGCCACGGUGUUGAAUGCGGCAAAAAGCUUAGGAAAGGGUUUACGAGAGCUUGGUGAACAAAUGGCUGCCGGAUUGACUGGGGGAAGCCAUUCGGGACCUAGUUCCAUCAGCGGUAGUUCUGGUGGAUCAAUGGGAAGCGUAUCAAGUGAAGGCAAUCAGCCAGGAAUUGUUACAAUACUUGAUAUCAAGUAUCCGAUCAAGGAUGUAAGCCCCACAACGGGAACUCCGAUUACCAGCACUGGAACCGAUCCAAUCGUUGCACAUUUCGUGGCUCAUUCCGAAGCCAUUGUAGCAUUACAAUUCGACGCUUCCGGAAUGAUUUUGAUUACAGCGGAUAAACGUGGACAUGACUUCCAUGUCUUCCGAAUCCACCCGCACCCAAGCGGUCCCUCGCUGGCAGCGGUUCAUCAUCUGUACAUUCUGCAUCGUGGAGACACUACAGCCAAAGUACAGGACAUAGCAUUCUCGUUAGACUCUCGAUGGGUAGCGAUCUCAACCUUACGAGGAACUACGCACGUCUUUCCGGUAACUCCUUACGGGGGCCCAGCCGGAGUUCGGACGCACGGUUCACCUCACGUUGUAAAUAGAUUAUCUAGAUUUCAUCGGUCCGCCGGACUGUCCAUUGACGGUCGGUCCAGUAGCCCCGUUUCUCACUUGGAACAUCCUAUGUCUCAAACGCCGACAUCCGCUUACGCCAAUCCACGAAUUCCACCGUUUCCACAUCCAACGAUCGUGCAACCGCUAGCGCAGCUACGACAACCGACCACUCUCGGAUCUCAGUCGAACAACAGUACGAACGUGAAGAGCGCCGGUAGCAAUGGUCGGCAGCGUCACUCAUCUUCCUCUUCGGAUGAUCUGGUGAAGCCGCUUCGAGUUUGUGCUACGUUUGCGAAGGCGCGUUCCUGGCUGUUGGACCCACCGGGAUCGGCUAGGGAUACUCCGGCCCAUCGCAUUCAGCGGAAGCCAGUUGACUCGUUGUUCAUCAUUGCCGCCCACGGGGCGCUGAUUCAGUACGAUCUGGAACCGAAACAUGCAGCCACCAUCCCCAAAGAGAAGGUUUGCGACGACACACCGAUCGAGCUGGAAGUGGAAGCCAAGGCACAGUGGACUCUGCAGCGCCAGGAAUGUGCUAAUGCAAGUGAUAUCCAGCCACCGCUUCCGUUGGAUAAUUGGCUGGUGAAGGAUCGAUUCCUUGAGGAUACCGUGGGGGAUGCUGUCAGCGAUUACGGAAGUUUCGAUUAUCAUCAUCGUGGUACCAGUGGUGGCAGUGGUGACCAUCGGGGCAGUACCAGUAGCAUCGACCACGAUGAUCGAUGGUUGUCGCAGGUAGAGAUUAUUACGCAUGCCGGACCACACCGACGUCUCUGGAUGGGACCGCAGUUUAUGUUCAAAACAUAUAAUACACCGAGUGGCUCACCGUUGACGUCGAUCGACACCGAUUCGGUGGAGAUCGGCCCCGGAAACAUGGUGAACCGACCGGCCCGUUCCAACCCUAUGAAUAUGCCCAUCUCUGGAGGUAUGAGGCCAUUGGUACCCAUACUCAUUGAAUCUGGAUCAUGUAGCAGCUACGAACAAAGUCCUCGAAUGAUGAAUAUGAACGAGUUUCGGCAUCACGAGAACAUGGACUCGGAAUUCUCUUCGCUGGGACCGGUGGAGUCCCAGCUGCGGGAAGAUCUAGCUGAUGCCAUGCGUGAAUCGCCACUGAUUUCCGGACGAGACACUACCGGCUACACGAGCGCCACACCCAUACCGGCCGGGUUAUCUUCGGUAUCCUCUUGCUCCUCCACCUCGAUCUACUCGUCAACGCACUCGUUGAACUCGAUCUGUGACCAAAAACUGUCCCUUCCGACGGUACCGCCAAGUGGUGCGGUAUCCCAUGGGCAGCUGCUGAAGCACCACGUAACGCAUCUUCAACAGCAACACGAUCAACAACACUCAUCGUCACUUCCAACGAGCUGUUCUCGACCUGCUUCGGCAGCUAGCAGCCGAGCUUCCGGUUCGUUGACGAUAACCAAAGUGGUAAACCCAUUAGGAACGGUAACCACAGUGUGUAAUGUUGAAUCGGAAGGGCAGGAAUCGGGAAUCGAUUCCCGUGGUGUCCGGGAUUGCGAGGUGUACAUGCAUGAAAACUGUGACGAAGCGUUGUUCAGACCAGUAGUUACGGUUCAUGGCAUACCUGGCGCAGAGCACGAGCGACGCGGGUCAUCUCUGGAUCGAUUGACUUCUUUGGUAGCCAGUGGAAUGGAACCAACUUCUUUGAAUAACCGCGACCUAAUUGUACCAGUUAUCGAAGAGAAGAAUAUGGUACACUUUAACAAAUCAAAGAAAAAGGAAGAAGAGAGUUUGGUGGCAAAAUUUGAGGAACUGUCCUCAAUCAAUAAGAAGAGUAAAAAGCAAGAUGAACCGGAGAUGAUCGAGUUAAUUCCGGAAGCCACGGAUCAAAAUAUGGCGGGAGACUUUGUAGAUGUUGAAGUAGUAGAACGUAAGCCGGAGGUCCCUUCAAGUACUGGUGGAAGGAAGAAAGAGAAAUCACCACCAGUAUCAGCACGAAAUGAGAAGAAAAAGAAAGAGCCAGAACCAAUAGAAGUGAUCGAAAUAGUAGAUCCUGUGGGCGAAGAGUUGGAAUUACCUGCGGUGGAAAAGGCCCCUCGAAAUAAAAAGAAAGAUAACGGCAAGAAGAAGGAAGAAACUAAACAGCAACAAUCAAAGGUGGAAACGAAGCCGUCGAAGAACGCGGCCGACAAUGGAGGACCAGCAACAGGUGGAAGCAAUAGGAAAGAAAACAAGCAAGACAAUCGAAAGCGUAAAGAUAAGCAACAGCAAGCUUUGGUAAAACCAUCGGAAAUGGUUACGGAACCAAAUCCGAAACAAGAUUCAGAUCACGAAUUACCAACGACGAUGAUAAUUCCGACGAUGGAAGACGACGAAAUGCUCAAAUCUAUCUGCGACGACUUUCCACCACUAGAAGCAUUAAAAAUUGACGAUUUGGAAUUGUUCGGAGAGAUGAAUGAACCGGGGGAGCUUAAAAUAACCGGAAAGGAAAUUAGCGUUCAGGAAUCGUUUGAUGCUUCUAGCAUGGUGGGAACACGUGAAGAAAAGUCGGUCGAAUCGGGUGAUGCUCAAGCAUCUAGUCGUGUGAAAGAUGAUGACGACGCGCAAAGCUGUGUGAUAGAAGAUGAAAAGUGUGCUGAAGUAGUGAUGGGUGAAAAGUUGAGGGCAGUGUGGAAGGAGGAGAACAUUACGACAGAAUGUGAGUUGGAGUUCCCGGAUGAGCUGCCUCCGUUGGAAACGUUGAUGUGUAACGAGUUGGAAGAUUUGGGUUUUAGCGAAAGUGCGAAAAGAGAGCGGCAGCUUAUGAAGCAGCAAAGUGAGGAGAAGACCUUGAUCAAUUUUGAAAGUCCGCUGGAAGAGAAAGCUAACGGUAGAGGGAAAUCAAUACUGGAGGACAGGAAUAUUGUGUUUGCCAUGUGCUCGAGUCUGAAAGAAAUAGGAGAAACUAGUGGUUCACUGGUGUUGGGAGGUAGUCGUAGCCUUUCUGCGUCAAUGAUGGAACCACCAGUGCUGAAACAGCAACUCUCGGUUGAAGGACAAGAUUCAGACUACAAAAGCCUAGAGCUAGAGGUGGAUGACAGUGCAAUGUACAGCUCACAGCUUCCGGCAUCCUCGACAUCGGAUGAAGAUACUUCGAAUUCUAAUUCGAACGAUGACCCGGAAGAAGAAGAAGAAAUCAAAGUAAACGGUAAGCUUCCGCAAGGCGAAGAUGAAGACGAGGAAUUACAGCCAUUGAUCUCGAGCAAUAAAACUUCGUCCUCGUCGCUGUCAACAACGGUGGUUGGGACCGUAGUCGGCAGUGGACCAGGGGACAGUUUAAGCAGCUCCAUGACCGCUUCCGGCACCGUGGCAGCAGCCGGAAGUCCUGCCAAGACAACAUUAUCAUCAACAACAACAAUAACAACAACGUUAGCACUGCCAACGACGGAAGCGAACCAAAGUGAGGAUAGCGGCAAGCAGAUUGCAACAACAGCAAAGCAAUCCAGCAAUGGUGGUAGCAAUGGCAACGGCAAGAAGAAGUCCAAGAAGAAGCGCAAAUAAUUAGCAGCGCAUCAGCGGAUGAUGCUGCUGGCGGUCACCAGAAAUGGGUUGCUACUACUGCUGAUAUUGGUGACUGCUGCAUCAUUGCUGGUACUGUUGUUGCUGUUGUCGUAUCUUGUUCUGCUGCAGCUUUGCUACAAACUAGUGUUAUUUUUAUUGUAUUAUUUCUAGAACUUUCCACGCGAAUCUUUCCCUUUUCCCUUGUUACCGGAGUUCUAAGAUGGAUGUCAGCUUUCGGAGUAGGCUGCCGGUAGAACUCCAAGCUUAGUUUUUUUUAAUGUUGGUGACUUCCGAAAAACUCACAAUUUCUUUUUUAGUUUUAUGUUGUUGAAGAGAACAAGUUAGCCAAAAUUCAGCUGGACAAAGUAUUUAUUAUGUUUAACACCCGAAAUACUACUUGACAUUGUAGAAAGCGAUCUAUUUAGCAUGCGAUUAAUUAUUAAAAUAUAUUAAUUGCGCUAUUGUCUUAUUUCUGAGAAUUUUUGAGAAUUAUUUUGACAAUGACUUGGAUUUAACCCAUGUAAAAUCGUCGACUGUGUAAAAGUUUACAGCAACAAUAACCUAAAUUUCUAAAUAAUCAAACAAUGUUUUUAGCUUGCUAGAUCGAUUGCUUUCUUAGUGAAUCAACCGCCCCUCUUUUUCGUAUUGCAACGUCAAACUGUUCAUACAUAAGUUAUUUAUUAGAAAAAUCUUUAUUUUACAAACGAACUAACUUUGUUAACAAGUUUUUAGUCAUGUUUUAAGUAUUUUAUAGAGAUGGAAACCGUUCAAAACAAAACCACGUAAACGUUUUAAGGGCAUUGUUGAGAGAAAAAAAUAUACGGAAAAGCUGUAUUAUCUGAACACAAACAUUUAAAAUAAGAGACCUGCGCACAUCCCUGAAGUAAUGUUAUUUUCCGGCAUGUUUUUGUUCGUGUAAAUCCAGAAUCUUCAAUUUACGUUUUCGGCGAAACACCAUUAAAAAUUGUCAGUUUUCUAGCUUAACAAGGGCAAAUCUAAAAUUAGAAGUAGUAAAAAGUCGAAGAAAGAAACAUGUUUUAGACUAUAAGAGCUCAAAAAGGACUGAAAAAAUAAGAAAAAAAUAUAUGGAAAAUAAAUUAUGUGAAUACCAAGAUAAGGCAGACAUCUAGUGCUAUAUAUUUUAGGAAGCUUUCGGGAUAAAUAUUAUCAAAAUCAACAAAUUCUGUUAUUUUUGUCGAUGAAACGAGAAAUCUUUAUUUUUUCCAGUAAAGUAGUUUCAUCAAUCGUACGCAACACAGUAACACACUACCAUCGCAGAUCACACUCACACUCACCUCACACUCAACAUAUACAUACGCAUACUACCUACAGAGUAUGAGAAAAAAAGCGUUCAUCAUUGUUGUUGAUAUUUAAAUCUCGUAACGGAACUUGAUAGUCACUUAGAGAAAGAAAAGAAAACAAAAUAAAUAUUUAUUAACUUAUUCUGAGAAACGCUGAACGCGCAUGAGAACGGGAUGGGAAUAGGAUUGACGGGAACCGAAAUCAAGGUGAUGCCGGUUGGUUUUGUGCGAAAAAGAAGCAGACUUUUUUGAACAACAUG